AUGCAGUAAGAUAAAUAUUCAACCUAUUUUUAGGAAAAAUCCUGAAGAAUAAUUAAUAAAACUUUUAGCUAGUUUGGCAGCUUUAGAAAUAAUGGAAGAAUAAUAUCAAAAAAAACAGUAAAAAGAUUUAAUGUUUCUUCUCUAACUUUUGGCUAGCACCUAAUCAAGAGAAAAAAAAGUUCUAUAGUUAGUCUCUUGCUGUUAGGACACUUGUAAAUGUGAAAGCAAAUCAAAAAAAGUUAAAAAAUGGUAACAUCAUUGUGGUGGAGAUGUUUAUUAAACAAAUCAAGGAACAAUAAUGUGUGAGAAAUGUGGAUUUGAGAAAGCUGCUAACUAUUGGUAUUUAUAUUGCCAAAACGAAACUGCAGAUAAUUACAAUUAUCCUGUUAACUCCCUUGAAAAUUGUAUAUUUAAUUGUGGAGAAUCCUUAAAACAAGUUAAGGAUAAAAAGGUUGCUGCGGAUUUUUUAAAAGAAUAUUAUGAUUCUCUUAAAGCCAAAGCUGAAUAUUGA
Messenger RNA from Paramecium sonneborni, 511 nucleotides. The record is from the annotation of a GenBank genome assembly. Lineage: Eukaryota; Ciliophora; Oligohymenophorea; Peniculida; Parameciidae.